Molecule: messenger RNA, 11234 nt
Organism: Haliotis rufescens (red abalone)
Lineage: Eukaryota; Metazoa; Mollusca; Gastropoda; Lepetellida; Haliotidae
Exons: 58
Coding region: 29-11011 (3660 amino acids)
Molecular function (GO): protein binding
Source: RefSeq, a predicted model, not a curated record
CUCAAAACUCCUCAGUCAUUGCGCCGCAAUGAUGUUGCGUGCUGGGCUGUGGUGUUGGCUCUGGUAUACCAUCGUCUAUGUACAAGGUUGUUCUGACUGUACCUGGAAAGUAGGAGAAUGGGAUGUGUGCACAGCGCCAUGUGGGGGAGGAUACCAGAAGAGGGACAUUGCCCUCUGCUGUCAGCCUGGGGAACCAAGGGAAGACUGUCAACGCAGGUGUGGCCCAGAGAGACGUCCAAUGGAGCAGCAAGGCUGUAACAGGAACUGUUACAACGGAGGAGAAUUCCGGACAGCGCAGUGUGAAUGCCAAAGUGGCUGGCAUGGCAAGUGUUGCCAGCUUGCUACAGACGCUGGUAGAUACAAGUGUGAAGAAACGCCCGCCGUAGCACUCAGGGAUUACAGUAAUCAGUACCAACGGCAACUAGAGCUGUUGCCAGGAGGAUUUAAAGGAUACAGAUUUUUUGCCCUGGUGGGACGUCAUGAUAACCCAAGCUGUUGUCUGCGUAUGUACAUUGAGGGAGAGAAAGGGACUGUAUCUCGGACGUGCCUUUAUCCUGACCGGCCAGCCUUGUGGGAGAAUGGGAAAACUGGGGAUGACAUUUCAACACACAUAGGAAGAAUCAAAUUAAUUUGGUUUGAGCAUGAUCCAGACAUAGGCUGUCCCUGGCGACCAGAAGGAGUGACAGUGACAAACACCCUCUCGUCACAAAGUCAAUAUUUCACCUGCACUCAGUCGGUUCAGGUAUUUGGACCGGCCAUCAGGAGGGUUCGAGCAGCUCUCAAUCGAGGACUCCGAGUAACAGUUUAUACAAGUGACAAAUUUCUUGCUGGCACAGACUCUGGUUUGUAUUUGCGGGUGUAUGGCCGGACUACCAGUAGCAAUGAAAAUAAACUCUCUGGGAGCUUUGAACGCGAUGAUGUCGAUACGACUUAUAUGAAUGUUGGAGAUAUAGGACGACUGUAUCAAAUCAGCAUUCGCUCAGAUAGCGGAGGCUCUUAUGCUGGCUGGCAUCUGAAUAAGGUUGAAAUAUAUGAAGAUUCCAGAACGCUUGUAUUCCAUUGUGGGUGUUGGAUUGGGGGGUCCCAUACAAACAAGAGAACUGUCUCGGUCCAAAAUGAAUGUUCAAGUAUUGGGUACUGUCGCAGUCAGUGGUGCACUACCUGUGCUAAAUGUCUACCCUCAGACUCAAGAUACUUUUAUAAGCUGAUCGCAACUAAAAAACAAUGUUACCGAUGCCAGCACAUUGCCAACUGUCAAGCAGAGGAGUGUCCUUGUAAUGACUGCCAAGUGUGCUCACGAUGUGAAGGAGUUGUGACAGAAGGGCCAGGGCAGAGAGCUUAUGUCAUUUCAAAGGACAGAAAAUACUGCACAAAGGCAUGUUCAUGGCGACAAGACAGCACGUGGUGUUACCCGGGAACGUGCGGGGAUGAACUGGCCAGUAAUUGCACCUGCGCUCCUGGAUUCAGUGGUCCGAACUGUCAGAAUAUUGACACACCACCCCUGAUACCAUGGAACAGGAUAGUUGUGCACGGCCAGGGAAAUGAAACAGCCGAGGCUCCAGUCGACCCUAACAACUCUGAGGGUCAGGAGGACUCAUGGACAAACCUGAAGAACAUUCACAACAUUAACUAUGAUUUUCACACCAACUUUAUCCCUUCUGGACUACUGCCAACCAGACAUAAGUUUAUAGAUGGCUACAGUGUUGGAAUUGUGCAAGGCAAACUUGCAUUAAACCUUUUCAAAGAUAUCACAGAGAUGACCAGUUUCUCAACGUCCAUCAACUGUGAGAACGUUUCUGAGCUAGCCCCCCAUAAAGGUCUCUUCAAAUGCAAUGGAGAUGUCAAAAUCAUUAAUGUCUUCAAGUCAUCAGAGCUAACAACAGGGGAUGUGCUGCAAUUUCAAUUUGAGGCCUCAAAUGGUGGGUUUGUGAAAGUAAAGGACAUGGAAAAAAACACUGUGCAGACACACUUCUACGCUGGCCAGACAAAGACAGCAACAGUGAGAAUAGGUAUCGACUACAUAAAUCCAUAUCACUGCAUUGCAACACGGGAAUGUUCUGCUGAUAUGUUCAUUGCUGCCAAGACAAGUAAGCAGCCAUCAUUUAGUGUUUACUGGAAUGGAUGGAGAGACGACACAUCUGGCAUACGACGGUUCGAAUUACAAGUAUUUGAAAUGGAGUUUAUUGUCAGUGAAGAUGGAAUUCGCAAGAAAACUAUAAAACAAAUGCAAAUGUUUAAUUCCUCUCAGAACACAGGCAGGAUACAUCUCAAAGAAAAGGGGAUAUUCUCAAUAGAAAUUACAGCUAUUGACAAAGCUGGAAACUUCAAAAGUGGCAGAAGAAUCAUCAUCUAUGAUGGAGAAUCCAAGGUAGAGACGACUCCCAACACUGUCUUACGUGUGACGUCAGCUGCUGAGAUAUCUUCAUGGGACUGGCAGUGGACAUCAGACUCAGUUAACAUCGACUGGAACAACCGCUACAUCAACACGCUACACUACCAAAACAGAUGGCUGGAAAGGGUAUUGCCAGUUUCUAAUGUUGACGAGGAGUAUGAUGACCAAGGGUACAGCAGAGGUGUGGAUAAAAUCCCCAGUUUACAAGGAAUUGUUGCCAUAAAAACUGCUUACAAAGUUGAUCACAAGGGAGGUACUUCAAUAGAAACAGUUCCAGAUGACCCAGACUUCAGCAGCCUCUACCUGAACCAGUCCCAUACAAUCUCACCCACUCUGGUUGACGGGGACACUUUCCGCUACUGGAUCCGAGCUUAUGACGUUCGGGGGGAGUAUCUGGAGGAGACGGUAACGGUCCACAUUGACACAUCGCCUCCUAUCAUUGAGAACCUGUGGCUGACCCGAGGCGACAGGCUGAAUGUCAGUGUACACAAGAUAGAUGAAUUUAAUCAAAUGGUUAUCGAAUGGGUGAGUUAUGAUGAUCACAGUGGUUUGGAGACAGUUACCUGGCGACUAUUUGAUAACUACACAGGGGAAGAUUUGGUCCAUGGUGUGGAGCGCAUUUCUGCGCAGGGUGAGGCACAGGACUUGGUGGAAUGUGAAACUAAAUACCAAACUGCAGCCAGAGGUCCUAAUUGUUACUGCACUCCUGGGGUUGGAUGCUACCACAGGCACUUCCAGGUCAAGCCCAAGAUUGUAUCAGCCAACCUGACACAUGGAGGGAUCUUUCAUGACAAGAACAAGGGGGUUCAUGACUCGGAUUACUAUCUUGAAGUCAUGGUGAUGAAUCGUGCAAAACUCAGAACAACCCUAGAUUUUAAGGUGACCAUUGACUCCAGUCCACCUCACCCUGGUUCUGUUCAAGAUGGGCAAAGGGGCCAUCCCGAAAUUGACUACCAAGACAGUAUGCAGCUCCAUGCCCACUGGGAGGGAUUCUUUGAUAGGGAAAGUGGCGUCACGUUUUACCAGUAUGGAUAUGCUGGUCAUUGUCUUGAGAUAAGGAAUUUUGGACUUGAUUUGCCAUCACCCAAUGUGACCGAAACAUCCUCCACUCACGUCUCCUGGACGGCCCCUUCUGAAGGCAGGUUCUAUAUCACAGUCGUAGCCUUCAACCGCGCCCUGGAGCCAUCUCUUCCUGUUUGCUCUGAUGGAGUUACUGUGGACCAGACAGAACCGUCACUGAGACAGAUUGCUGUCCUUAACUCCCACACUACUGAAGGUCUGGUGACGAAUGGUGAGGAAGUGUGGCUCGUCACUGCAGACAGGAGGAGGAGUCAGAUUGAAGAACCAGAUACUCAUUGCAGAAUGCGAUCAGCAGUAACAAGCAAUCAAAGCUUGUCUCUCCUACCCCUUCACAAACACCUCAAUGGUUCAACUGUGAUCCACCAAGCUUCCUCCUGCAGUCAUCAUCAACCCUUCCGACUCCGCUCUAUCAAUCAGUUUUAUAUGUCCCAGAAACAUCACCUCUUUGUCAACUGGACUAGCAGUGAUGUUGAGAGUGGUAUUUAUGACUAUGAGCUAGGACUGAUGUCUGAUCCAUCUCGUGAAGCAGCUCCAGAUAUUCUGCCUUACACAUCCACGCACCACCACCCUCAUUAUGAAGGCUUCCAUCCGCAUCUGAGUGAAGGGCAACAGUUCUAUAUAGCAGUAAAAGCUAUCAAUAAAGCUGCAUUAUCUGUCACUGAGGUCUUGGGGCCUAUAACAGUGUACACCCAGGCACCAGCGUUCACACCACCAAUCACUGUUGGCCUACAACAGAACCAUCUUGUCACCACCUGGACAUCAGGUUCUUUCCCAGAUGCCAAACAAGACUAUCUGACCUACACAUUUGCUGUUGGUUCGUCUCCUGGUGGAUCUAGGAUCCUCCCCUUCCUCCCUCUCCAGUCAGGAGGAGGAUGCUCUGUCUCCACGCCACCAUCAUGCACAGCUGUAGCCACCCGCGACCUCCACUGGGAUCUGCAUCAAGGCCACAUGUACUAUGUUUCAGUCAAAGUGACCAACAUUGUCGGACUGUGGACUGUUGGUGUAUCAGAACCGUACGUCCACGAUGUCAGACUACCUUCCCUGGGAGUGGUACUUGAUAUCUGUCCACAGGAGGAACAAGAACUUUUUGACAUCACGGACUUUGUGGACGCAGAUCUUCAGCUAUCUACCACCACACUUCAUACAAAAUGGUCUGGGUUUGACGAUGACCUGAUUGGGGUCAAGUAUAGUGUCUGUAUUGGUACAUUGCCUGGACUGCAAAACGUCAGAGUCUAUGAAGAUGUUGAAAAGUCCAUGUCACACAAGUUUAACAACUUGAUACUAAGUUUGCACACUGUGUACUAUGUGACAGUGCAGGCCAGGACAUCUGCUGGAGAAAUCAGUCAGUCAUCAGAUGGGGUCAUGGUCAUCAAACAUAAUGAGGAUGUAGGUGGACGUGUCACAGUUAGAGAUGGAGACGGAUGUCCUAAUGGGACUCACAAUUGGACCACAAGCAAGACUAACGUUCGAGAUGUACCUUGUGUUCCUGAUCUGAUCUACCAAGUGUCCACGUCCGUGUAUACCGCCAACUGGGAAGCGACUGGUGUCAACAUUCCCUACACUGAUGUCCAGAUACGUCUUGAAACAAAGUUCCAUGGGUCAGAUGAUCUGUGGCACACCGUGGAUGGGUUCACAAGCCUGGGAGUCACGGACUAUGCAGUGUUAAGUGGACUUUCCCUGGCCCCAGGACACACCUACAGGGCUGCUGUCAUGUUCUGUGCUGUGAGAGUCUGCACCAGGCCCGUGCAUAGUGACGGCGUGACAGUAAUACCCCAUCCUCCUGUAGCAGGGGGCAUCAACAUUACAUACAAGGAGACAGAGUUGAUGUCACAAGUGAGCACUACGCUCGAGGUUGCUCUGGAUCGUUUCCGCGAUGGCGACAUACCUGUUACAUCCAACUCGUAUGCUGUGAUGGACAGGUUUGAGUGGAGUCUGACAGAUAGUGGACAUUUCAGCAACCUUCUGACACAUUGGACACCUGUGAACAAUCUUAGUAAUCAGGAUACUCAGGUUUUAUUCACGAUCAGCCUCUCCAGACCUCUGGACUUUAGUAAGUGUCGCCGCCUAGCCGUCAGAGGAUACAACAAAGUGGGUCACUCUACUGUAGUGUCUGCUGAUGUCAGAAACUGCUCUGCCUUUGAUCUACUCCUGGUGAAGCCUUCGCUCGUCAUUGAUGCCGUUGGUAUAAUGAUUGGAAAGGACAUUGGGAACAGCAUCACCUUAGAACAGAAUGCCCUGUGGCCUAUGCUGGAUGUUGAUUAUACUCCCUACAAAAACGUCCUGUCUGCUGUGUGGCCAAGUUUACGUCACAGGAAGUACAAGUGGGCGGUGGUAGCAGGUGACAAGUUGGACCCCACAUCUCACUACAAGCGGGAGAGUCUGAUGACUUUCACUGACCCAUGUGCAUUGGCCGAUGUUGUCAAAUGUGGAGAAACGGGAAAAGAAUUUGUCAACAUACACUUUGACCACAAGGAAGAACUUUCCCAUGGACAGAGGUUUCACAUCUGUAUUCAAGCCGAUGAGACGGAGGUGACAAAUGAGAAAUGGGCGACUGUCCUGAAAGAGGUGAAUGCUUGUAGUGACGGUAUCACUGUCGACCUCACUCCACCAUCUCCUGGCUCGGUCAGUAUCCAGGGGCUAAAGGAAAACAUAUAUCAGAUGAGCACAUCUGAAGUGAGUGUUAACUGGUCUGGCUUUACUGAUGUGGAGGAGGAAGGAACAAGUUCACAUGCGAGCGGCAUCGCCUUCUAUCAUGUUGCAUUAGGGUCAAUGCCAGGAGAGGAAGACAUCAGGGUGUUUGCAAAUGUUGGACACGCCAAUCACACCAUGCUAUCAGGUCUUCAACUACAAGACGGACACGUCAUCUAUGCUACUGUCAGAGCUACCGACUUUGUCGACAGCCACACAGCUAUAUCGUCAGCAGGUUUCGUCAUCGACUCUACUCCACCCUACCACACAGGCAUAAACAUACAACUUGACGAAAGAUACAUCACAGCGCCCAUCCUUUCAGUGUGCUGGGAGGGAGUGUUUAUGGACGAUGAGAGUGGUAUCAAACAAUUCGAUGUUUAUGUUGGAAGUAGACCAGGUCACCAGGACAUCUCGGAAUUGAGACGAGUAGAGAACCAUUGUGCAGAACUUGACAUUUCCCAAACUAUGAAAGAUGGUCACAGUUUGUUUGUUACAGUAAAGGCCUACAACAGAGUGAGUCUCACCACAUUCAUCACGUCACAUGCCCUGGAAGUGGAUACAACAGCCCCUAGUGUCGGCCAUGUGUUUGAUGGGAGAUCAUUAGCUGGUUCAGCAGGGGUGAAGGAUAGAGAUCAUAUUACCAGAACAGAGGACAUGGGAGCCCACUGGGACGGAUUUUCCGAUUUCCAUUCUGCAAUUUCACACUUUUGGGUCAAGGUUGGGACUUGCCCUGGUUGUGAGGACAGAGUGGCGGAAUAUGAUGCUGGUGCAAGAACAGAUGUAGUGUUCCAUCACAUUAUAUUUGCUGAGGGUGUCAGGUACUACGUGACAGUGACAGCGUGUAACAAGGCGGGACUGUGCAGCAGCGCCACAUCUGACGGUGUCAUCCUGGAUCAAAGUCCACCGGUCCCUGGCAGCGUCAUGGACGGCACACACGACCGAGACUCCCAGUACCAGGCAUCCAGAACGUUCCUGGGCUGCAAGUGGCAUGGGUUCCAGGACACAGAGUCAGGUCUGGACUUCUAUGAAUGGCAGGUGGGGACAACACCAGGAGGCAAUGAUAUUCUCUCAUCCCAACAUGCUGCCCUUGAAGAGGUGGCAUUCCAUACACUGAAUGAAAGCCAGCUGCUUCCAGUCGGAAAAAGGAUGUAUAUAACAGUUAGAGCGUUCAACAAAGCAGGAACGUUCACCACAUCAACAUCGAAUGGUUUCAUCAUUGACGACAGCGCGCCUGAGGUGGUAAAGGCUCCAUAUAUUGCGGGAGGGCAGGGAUCGCUGGUUGCCAUGACGCUGAUAAGUCGGUCUACUGUGAGUGUCAGCUGGGAGCUGAAGGACGAGGAGUCUUUCAUAGAGAGACAGUACAUCUCCAUCUCCACUCAUCAGUUGGGGGAGUUUGAUUCUUCCUUGAUGGAGAUUCCAGGACUGUUGAGAGAAUUUACCUUCACACAGCUGAAGCUUCAUGACGGAAGUCACUACAGGGUGAAGGUUGUAGCAUGCAACAUGGCUGGUCUCUGUACACAAACUCAGACAGGAGACAUUUUGGUUGACAGCUCUGAACCAACAAGAGGGGCACUUGCUGUGCAAACGGACCAUGCUGCCAAACUGUCAAGGAAUCAGUCUGGCUGGAUGACUUGGACAACAAACAGCCUGAGUCUUGCAUGGCUGGGUUUUGCCGAUCUACACUCUGGCAUAGAUCAUUAUAUAACUACAGUUGGCUCUAGACCGUUUGCUAACAACUUGGCACAGGACCAGCUGGUGAAGGUAUACCACAACAUCAGUGGCGUCGACCUGGAAGAUGAGGGAGUAGUGCAGACAUUCAACAUCAGCACCACUGACAUGUCAUCAACAUCCUCUGUUUUCAUCACCAUGAGGGCAGUAAAUGGGGUUGGACUACAGAGCCGCCCCCUCCAUUCCGAGCUGGUUUUGGGAGGGGGAGGGGAGCUGGAAUUGGUGAGACGGUGCAGCUCCUACAGCUGUCAGGGACACUGCGUCUGUGCCGUCCAGGACAAGACGUGUGGCACCAGUCAAGGAUGCAAAGUGUUUCCAAAUGGAAAUUCUUCACUGACUGUCAUUGACAUCAUUGACCUUAAAUCUGCGGUAUUGGGCGAUGACGUGGACUUCUCUCCCUAUGACUCAUUCCUUGCAGCAACAUGGACGGUAACCAACAUGCAAACUGCCUACCCUGUGAGGUAUGAGUUCAGUGCUGGGUAUUCAAGUCUGUCAUAUCCGGCUGGGAUUUAUGAGGAAAGUAAGGAACGAGUGUGGUUUGAUGCAGGACGUCUAAAGUCUACAGUCAUAGCACUACCGAAAGGGCAUGAGCUGACAUCAGGGGUCAGUUACAGUGUAUUUGUGCGAGCUUGGUAUGACGAGGAGACCUACAAAAUCUACAAAUCUGAUGGUAUCCUUAUUGAUAUUACAAGACCAAGAACAGCGUCACGACAAGGAGUAGCGGUGAAAGAACUCUUAGAAUCUGGAGACAGGAAAGACACCGACUAUCAGAGCCGUGUAGAUAGGAUAUACCUGAGCUGGAACAACGUGUUCAUGGACACACAGGCAGGACUCCUGAAAUACGGGGCAUAUACAAGUACUUCACCCGGCGGUUACAGCAUACAUGAGUCGUCAGGCAUGACUACAACUAACUGCACACUGCCUGGGUUGUCUCUAGAAUCAGACACAAUCUACUACUCCAACAUAUUAGCAUAUAACAAAGCAGGACUGGUUGCUUGGGCGUUCUCAGAUGGGGUACAGAUCGAUGUCACGUCACCAGUAGCGGGGAUAUUAGAAGAUGGCGACGGGCUCGGUGAUAUUGACUACCAACCCUCCCAGACACGUGUAACUGCCUCCUGGUUUGGGUUUGCUGACAAAGAUUCCACAAUCAGCAAAUAUGUCUGGUGUGUUGGUACAACCAAUGAUACAUCUGGAUGCAACAUCUUGGAUUGGCAGAAUGUGGGGCUACAUACCUCAGCCAAGACACGCCUGGAUUCACCACUUGAUAAUGGAAUUCAAAUAUGGACCAAAGUGUAUGCAGUAGACGUUGUUGGCCACACAUCUAAAGUGGUUGUAUCAGAUGGCGUCAUCAUUGAUUCAUCUCCACCUGUGGUUCAGAACAUUGCGUAUCUGGGAAACAAUUUGUUGUCCAAUCCUUCCUUUGAGGAAAGCAUAAGCCGAGAAUCAGCAUCCAGUGACUGUCAUCCUGAACCACCAUCAUGGGAGACUGGGAGGCACUCUUGCAUCAAGCUAAUGACAUCUGGUGCUCCCCAUGCAAAACAUGGGAAGACUCUAGUUUCUGUACGAGGCAGCAUACAACAGAGUGUCAGGGACCUUGAAGUUGGUGGCAAAUACAAAGUAACCAUCCAUGUCGGGUAUCCUUUGGACAUAACUAUCAAUCAGAAAGCAGUAGAAGGUUUCAUCUCGUUUGGAAAUGACCCCUUUACUUUCAGCCUCGAUCCUCACCUUUGUGUAGAUACGUGUCAUGAUACUGGAGGGCGGAUCAUCUUGUGGAGCCAGUAUAGCUUCACCUUCUUGGCACAGAACACCACAACAUUGUUGAAGAUCGGGACGUCCUCUAACAACAUGGAAAUGGCCCUGGAUCACGUGUUGUUGCAGAGAGUGGAUUAUGUGGGGAAUGCAGAUAAUAUGGUGACAGAAAAUAACACCCUGUUUCAAUCUGUCUUCCGGAAGCACUGGUCAUCAGUCCAUGCAUCAUGGCACUAUGAUGAUCGAGAAUCUCCAAUUGUAGAAUAUACAAUGGCCGCAGGUACUGUCCCCGGAGGAACUCAGGUGCUGAGGUAUAAGAGUGUUGGCAGACAUGCACAUGGAACUGUGUCUGGUCUGAGGCUGUCUCACAAACAGAAACUAUACCUGACCAUCACAGCCAGGAAUGCUGCUGGCCUCACCACUGUAUCCCACCCUGAACCCAUCACUGUCGACAUGACUCCACCAAUGUUUUUACACGUCAAUGAUGGAGAUGGAAUGGACAUUGACUACCAGGCUAUGGGCGAUGUAUACUUAAACUGGGCAGUCGAGGACCCAGAGUCGAGUAUUCUGCACUGUAGCUGGGCAAUAGGCACGACUCCAGGCAAAGGUGACAUCAAGAUGUUUGAAUUGGUUCCCCCAAGUCAAACAACAGCUACCUUUGACAUCUCAAGCGUUAAUAUUAGCCUUCCUCUGAAGAUAUUCUCAACAGUUCGCUGUAUCAACACGGUGGGUUUGAUGUCGUCAGUCGUCUCUGAUGGCGUAACUCUGACACGUGGUCAGCUGAAACCUGCAGCGGCAGUCCUCCUGGAGGACAAUGUCAGGUACUACCAUCAACGUGGUCAAUGCCUUAAAAACAACAGGGUGCGGAUGCAUUGGGCAAAGAAUAUUCUCCAGACAACUGUGAUUGAGGUUACUGACGAGUCUAGUACACAUCAGCACAGAGUAGAUUCCAGUUUUGAGUUUGCCACAUUGUGUGGGCUGCACUUCAAGAACCUGGCCCCCUACCUAGUUGCAGUUUCUCAAGACAGCAUCAUUGGGAUACAAGGGGAAACAACUCUUCUUAACCUUACCACCCACGGCAAUCCACCGACGAUAACAGGAUCUGCUGAGAUAGCUGUGUCUCUGAAAGGAAACCAAAUCUUUCUGAACUGGGACAGGCUGUUCGUCUCUCCUUGGGAGGAUCUCCAAUAUGAGCUUCACAUUGGAACAGUGGUUGGAGGAGCAGAUAUUUUGGGGGAGGUUCUCACAAGAAACUCCGAAAUUGCACUGACCUUGAUCUGGUCCCACUCGCAACCAGAAUCUCUAUUUGCAGCUGUGGCCGCAAUUGACCCAUGUGGUUAUAGUGCUCACUAUCAGCAGAAAAUAGUACUUUAAACCUGUCAUGGAUCUUUUUUAUCAUAUAUGUCAGGUUUUCACUGACGCUAUUAAACGUAUUUUGAAUGACGUCCCCGUCUCUCCCUCUCUCUCUCUCUCUCUCAGCAUAUUCUUCUAUUUUUCUAAAUGUUAAUUUCUUUAAACAUAAAUAAAGACAUGUUAUGCAUCGUUGCCUAAGACAUUUGUGUAUAUGCAUUUAUUGUAUAUUAAACGGUGUACAAGA